Molecule: messenger RNA, 1744 nt
Organism: Salvia hispanica
Lineage: Eukaryota; Viridiplantae; Streptophyta; Magnoliopsida; Lamiales; Lamiaceae
Product: NAD(P)-binding Rossmann-fold superfamily protein
Cellular component (GO): membrane
Molecular function (GO): oxidoreductase activity, acting on the CH-OH group of donors, NAD or NADP as acceptor
Source: RefSeq, a predicted model, not a curated record
AUGUGUUGAUUUUUACGGAAAAUGACUCUAUUACUAUGGAACAUACUAAAAUGGUAAAAUGACUCUACUACUAUGGAACAGAGGGAAUAGAAUAUAAGAUGAAAAAUAAAUAUCGUAGGAUCCGUGAAUAGUGAAUAUAAAGAUGAUGAAGUUAAAGUAAAAACAUUUGAACAGUCCAAGAUUAUAAUGAGUUUAUAAUUUUCAUGUUAAUAUGCAAAAAAAAUCAUGUUAAAUAUUAGAAAUGAGUUGCCACGUGGCAUAUGAUUGUUCAAACAUGAGACCCGAGUUUGGCUCCCUCCAAUUUUCCCGGAAAACAACACAAAUACCAUAUUUUCUCCAUUUCUCUCUCUACACGCAUAACUCAAAGAAGAAAAAAUCAGAAAAAACGAGAAUCGAUCUCCAGUAGUUAUUAUGGAUAAGAAAGAAAAGGCAAAAGAGAAAAAGGAAAAGAGGCGCCAAGAGAUCUCUCUCCUCCGUACCAUCCCUUACUCCGAUCAUCAAAGAUGGUGGACCUCGGAAACUAUAGCUGUGGUGACGGGUGCGAAUAGGGGGAUCGGGUUUGAGAUCGUGCACCAGCUCGCGUUGCACGGGAUCACAGUCAUUCUCACAUCACGCGAGACUGGUGUUGGACAAGAAGCAGCAAAGGUGUUGCAGGAAGGAGGUUUGAAUGUAGUGUUUCACCAAUUGGACAUCGUUGACCCUGCAUCAAUUGAAUCCUUUGUUCAAUGGGUCAAGGAAGAAUAUGGUGGCGUAGAUGUAUUGAUAAACAAUGCUGGAGUGAAUUACAAUGCUGGAUCAGAUAACUCUGUGGAAAAUGCUGAACAAGUUAUUCAGACCAACUAUUAUGGAACUAAAAAUAUGAUUAAAGCAAUGGUUCCUCUUAUGAGGCCUUCGGAACCUGGUGCUCGGAUUGUAAAUGUCAGUUCCAAAUUGGGAAGAUUGAGUGGCCGGAGAAAUAGAAUUGAGAAUGCUGAAAUAAGAAAAAAGCUAGAAAAGGACGAGUUGCUGUCUGAGGAAUUGAUUGAUGAAGUGAUGACUACCUUCUUGAAACAAGCAGAGGAUGGGACUUGGAAAGAAGGUGGCUGGCCUCAUGUAUUCACAGACUAUUCUUUGUCCAAACUGGCGGUUAACACUUACACGAGGCUGAUGGCGAGGGAGUUUGCUAGUCGUCCAGAAGGCGAAAAGAUAUACAUAAAUUGCUACUGCCCCGGGUGGGUGAGGACCGCUAUGACUAGUUGGGCCGGACACAUUAGCAUUGAGGAAGGGGCUGACACUGCCGUGUGGCUCGCCUUGCUUCCCGAUCAGUUUGUAACUGGCAAGUUCUUCUCCGAGAGGCGUGAGAUCAAUUUCUGAGGCACAAGAUGGUGUUCUGUGGACCACAUUUCUGUUGCACCAGUUUCCAAGUUUAGCAUUCAGGGAAACAGGCAACAUAGGAGUGGAAUUUUGCUGGCUGGUUUGAUUAUGGGAAGAGUUGGGAGAAGAAGCAAGAGCAACAUGGUUUAUCUGCAUCUUUUCUGAUCUUCUUACUAUUGAAAUCAAGAUUCCUUUGCAUCAGUAGACUUAGAACUGGUAGCUUUGUUUUUCUGAUUUUGAUGCUGGAACAACAGUCAAUUACAACAAGGGAAGCAAGGUCAUUUUUUGUUUUGUUUUUGAUACUAAUAUUUUGUUUUGCAUUUUGAUAGGCUCAAAUUUGAAAUAUGUCGAAACAAAUUUAUUGAGGUUUUAUUUUGGUGAGUUUGGCCUA